Molecule: messenger RNA, 361 nt
Organism: Staurois parvus
Lineage: Eukaryota; Metazoa; Chordata; Amphibia; Anura; Ranidae
Source: the annotation of a GenBank genome assembly
GUGGGCACAGGUGGGUGGCACUGGUGGGCACAGGUGGGUGGCACUGGUGGGUGGGCACAGGUAGGUGGCACUUCUGGGCACAGGUGUGUGACACUUCAGAGUGGCACAGGUGGGUGCACUGCUGGGCACAGGUGGGCGCACUGCUGGGCACAGGUGGGCGCACUGCUGGGCACAGGUGGGCGGAACUUGUGGGUGGCACUGCUGGGCACCGAUCAUCAGGGCACUGAUCAUCAGUGGCCCUGAUGAUCGGUGCCGAUCCUCGCUCUGACAACUGCCGGUUCUCGGCAGUACUUUCCUCACGAUCUGACAGCGUGAGGAAAGUGCAGCCGAGAACCGGCACUUGCAUUUCCCUGUGAUCAGC